AUGCAGCAACAGUCAGAACCACGUAUCACCUCUCACCUGAUGAAAGAGGCUUUCCAAGCUGCGCCUGCCUCACCCCUUUGUCCAUUGUCUGGGCUGGGGAGGGCGGCCAAUUCCCCUCGUAUUCAGUUCCAGCUGUCUGGGAAUGAGACGCAGAGGCAGACAGAGUUCCUGGGGGUGCUGGCGGCCAGUCAGGUGGACGUGUCCACGCUGGAGGAGCCUCUCCAGACUCUGUGUCAGGACAGGUCCGUCCACUGGACCAGGAGGGCCGAGGGCCCGGGCAAACAGAGGCUGGUCUAUUUCUGCAUCGACAUCUGCUUUCCCAGCAACAUCUGCGUGUCCGUGUGCUUCUACUACCUGCCAGAGUGACUGUGUGUUCUCUCCCUCUCCUCCCAGCCAAAGAUCAGGGAAACAAAGUUUUCUUUUUAGCUCCCUCGACAAGAAGAAAAAAAAAAACAAAAGUCAGCUUUGACUGUUUCCUUUGUGCCAUACAGCCACUAGUAAACCAGCGAAGCAGCCAACCCUCCCAGUCCAUUUCCAUCCUUCCGAGAGAGAAGAGAUGGAGACAGGCUGUCAUGGUUAUCGCCAAAGCCCCAUCGUCACUCUGUUCAUCCGUAAUACCCUCCCUGGUGGCACACUUCAGAGAUUACAGAAGAAAGAUGCCCUUUUUUGU
Messenger RNA from Morone saxatilis (striped sea-bass), 670 nucleotides. RefSeq names its product BRICHOS domain containing 5 (gene bricd5). Gene Ontology annotation, biological process: regulation of cell population proliferation. The transcript has 3 exons. The record is from RefSeq and is a predicted model, not a curated record. The coding region runs from base 1 to 366 and encodes 121 amino acids. Lineage: Eukaryota; Metazoa; Chordata; Actinopteri; Moronidae.